Molecule: messenger RNA, 933 nt
Organism: Cylicocyclus nassatus
Lineage: Eukaryota; Metazoa; Nematoda; Chromadorea; Rhabditida; Strongylidae
Source: the annotation of a GenBank genome assembly
AGGCCGUUCACGGUACUGCAUUCUUCUGGUGCUACUCCGCGUUGACAUCGAAUAUUACUAAUCAUAUUUGAAGGGAAUUGAAGGAGUAUCAUGUCUGAUCAAGCAUUUUCCCAUAGUCAUGUAAAGGAGGGAUCACGAGGAUGCGGUUUCGAAGCAUGUCCAAGGAAACUGAUCUACGUAGCCUUCGCAGUCAGUUUUAUCACUCAAGUUGCUGCCUCAGUCGUAUUUGUCGGUUAUAAACAAUGGGCUGUUUUUAUACCAUCGUUUGCUCUGCUGGUAAUAUUUCACAUCAUAUUUUUUGUUGGAAUGCGAAGGGAGAAGUGGGAACUGAUUUUAAUCACCGUUAUUUAUGAGGGUGUUGCUAUAAUAGCGCUGACAGCAAGCGUUCUAUGGAUGAUUGCUAUGGAAAUAGAUCCUGAGAAAAGUUUUCUCAAAGAGGAUUGCAAUAAAAAUCAUAAAGAUGAAGAGGGCCAGCCGAAUAAAUGUAUCAGAACUGGAGCAACCGUUAUGGGAUCACUUAGUCUUGUAGCCAUGAUCUUGAAUGCUUUUAUUGUAUGGCGCGUGCUCAAAAGUUUUAUGCUACGUGUUAGAUCUGGAUACAGAGAAAGAUGGGUUCAAAUGAUUACCGGCUCCGACAAGGAUCUGAAAAAUCCUCAUGCGCCCAGACGUGGAAGAUUCACGGACAUCGAUGCUCCGACUCAGCAGUCCCCAUACCGUAUAGGAGGAAGGCAGGGCCAUACUGACCGUCUCGGGGGACCCGCAAAUCACAGGGUGACUGAAGAAAUGCCCCGUAGUCGAGCACUCGGUCCAGUCUUGCAAGAUCGACUACUUGCUGCGACCCUUUACGACAGAGUGGACAUAGAUGAUCGACUGAAGAAUACUUACAAUAGUGGAUCGAACAACGAAAAUUAUUACUCGAAGAUCAGAUAUUAG